This is a messenger RNA of Impatiens glandulifera, 1150 nucleotides long. RefSeq names its product homeobox-leucine zipper protein HAT4-like. Gene Ontology annotation, molecular function: DNA-binding transcription factor activity, RNA polymerase II-specific; sequence-specific DNA binding. NCBI's taxonomy places the organism in Eukaryota, Viridiplantae, Streptophyta, Magnoliopsida, Ericales, Balsaminaceae. The record is from RefSeq and is a predicted model, not a curated record. The transcript is spliced from 4 exons. Gene Ontology annotation, biological process: regulation of DNA-templated transcription. Bases 85 to 876 code for a protein of 263 amino acids. Gene Ontology annotation, cellular component: nucleus.
CAACUUUCCCAAUCCCUUUCUCUCUCUAGAAAACCUUACUAUUUGCUACCUCGUACUGUUUUUUUUUACAACUUUUACACAAAAAUGAUGAACCAAGAUUUGGGUCUCAGUCUAAGCUUAAGUUUCCCAUCCGACAAUCGCGAUCUCCUUCAAUUGAAUCUAUUCAAUUCAAAUGAUCAACCUUCUAAUUAUCGGAGGGAAACUUUGUCGUUCUUGAAGGGUAUUGACGUUAAUCGUUCUCCGGCGACGGCGGUUGUGGAGUGUGAAGAAGAAGGUGGCGUUUCAUCUCCGAAUAGUACGAUUUCUAGCGUUAGUGGGAAGAGGAGUAGUAGCGAUUUGAUGGGCGAUGGUCAGGACGCAGAAAGAGAUUCAUCGAGAGGAAAUAGUGAUGAAGAAGAUGGUGAUGGGUCUAGGAAGAAACUUCGUCUUUCUAAGGAUCAAUCUGUUAUACUUGAAGAAAGUUUUAAAGAACAUAAUACUUUGAAUCCUAAGCAAAAACUAGCCUUGGCUAAACGAUUAAGUCUGAGGCCUCGUCAAGUAGAAGUGUGGUUCCAAAAUAGAAGAGCAAGAACAAAAUUGAAGCAAACAGAGGUUGAUUGCGAAUUCUUAAAGAGAUGUUGCGAUAAUCUUACAGAAGAAAAUAGGAGGUUACAAAAAGAAGUACAAGAACUUAGAGCUUUAAAAAUGUCGCCGCAAUUUUACAUGCAAAUGGCUCCUCCGACCACCCUUACAUUAUGUCCUUCAUGCGACAUAGGUUGCGCCGCCUCCUCUACCGCUUCUGUGGAUCCUCGGUCGCAGAAUCGAGCAAUUGCGUUUAAUCCUUGGUCGAAUGUUAACACUUCUCAAAGGACAUUUGAUGUGCUACGUCCUAAUUGAUCUUAAUGCAUGCAAUUUUAAGAAAGGAGAUUUGGGUCAUGAUUUGUUUUAAUUUAAUGAUCCUUGUUUAAAUCUUAAUAUUGUCUAAAAUGACAUAUUGUAGGUUAGUGUUAUAUUGAUAGUUACUAUUCCCUAAUUUGUUGAUCUUUAAGGAGGAGAAAAUAUUUAAAAAAGAAAAAAGAAAAAUAGGGAUGGGUAGUAAUUUAAGGUUUGGAUGUGAUGUAAUCUUGUAAAGAGAUCUAUAUAAUUAUUAUUUGAUUAAUUAAAAAUCUUA